UUACGCCGAAUCAGAGUGCCGGUGAGCGCUGCCGCCGCCGCAGGUGCAGGUUGCACGGGAGCGCGUUCGGGUUUGAGCCGCCAUCGCCAGACGCUCGCUUGGACGCGCGCAUCCGCGUGACGCACGGGAAAGUGAGAGGCGCACCGCGACCGGAGCCGCGUCGUAUUCGAAGCCAGUGACAGCGGAGGGAUCGCCAAGUUGAGAUGCUCUCCGAGCUUGUGUGAGGAGGAGGAGGAGGAGGAGGAAGAGGAGGAUGCUAAGGUCUCGCGCUUCCCGUGGAGCGAUAAGUUUGGACUGAGAAGAAACGCAAAAGGAGCGUCUCCGUCUGUGGAUCUAUUUGUGUCCGACGCAAUAAGAGGGAAGGUCGAGUGGACGUAGUUUGAGACGAGCCUCCGAGAACCCACGCGCCCCAGACUCGACGCAAAUCUGGGUAAACAAAUAUGACGGCCGAUUCUGGCGUCGUCUCACGUCUGCUGAUGAGCGACCGCUCCGCCGAUACGCGCGCGAACCUCGGAUGAUUCUGGAGCGCGAUUAAUUGGAUUCCUCGCGGUCCCGGUCGCUCGCCCAUCGCCCCUGCUCCGCGUAAUGGGAGAAAAGUUUGGAACCUUGCAGAGGAGACGCACGCGCAGCAUCCCGCACACGACGCGCUCGUAAAUGCCAUGUGAAUGGGCGCUCGCGCGUCCGCGGCCGACCAAGUCCAAAAGUGAAUCUCAGCCGCUUCGGGCAUGACUUCAGACGCCGCCGAGGUCACCGCGACUCGCAUCAAGCCGGUUAACGACCCAUGAGCCGCCGAGCCGCUUCGCCCAGAGACGCGCAGACGGACAUUGAUGAUCUAGAGGGGAUUUGUGCAGCAGCGAUAGAGGCAGCGCGGCGUCGAGCCUGAUCCCCAGUCACAGAGACAGACCCCCCGCCGGAUGUGUGCGAUGCUGUGCCAGCUCGGGCAGAGGUGUGCGAUGGAGGUGGUGGUGCUCACCGUCCUUUCCUGGGUGUCCGUGUGGGCGGAGGAGAAGAUCAUAUUUGACAGACACGCCGUCUACUGGAACAGCUCCAACCCCAAGUUCUGGCACGGCGAGUACAGGGUGGCGGUGAACAUCAACGACUACCUGGACAUCUACUGUCCCUACUACGAGGGCCCGCCGUCCCACGGGCGCAUGGAGCGCUACAUCCUCUUCAUGGUCAACCACGAGGGCUACACCUCGUGCCAGCACCGCAUGCGCGGCUUCAAGCGCUGGGAGUGCAACCGGCCCAGCGGCGCCGACGGCCCGCUGCGCUUCUCCGAGAAGUUCCAGCUCUUCACGCCCUUCUCCCUGGGCUUCGAGUUCCGGCCCGGACACGAGUACUACUACAUCUCGUCUCCUCAUCCAAACCACGUGGGGCGGGCAUGUCUAAAGCUGAAGGUGUAUGUCAGACCUCCAGAUGGGUCGGGAUACGAUUCUCCGGAACCUUUCCUGACCGACGGAGGCCCGAGCUGGAGGCCGGGACGCGUGGCGCUGUUAUCGGUUCUGGCCCCUCUUCUCGUGGGACUCGUCUCCUGGCUGUGACCCCCUGGCCCCCCCCCCCCCUCCUGGAGCUCCCACCCCGGGUCGCUGGGCUGGGCUGGCUGUCCCUCUUAAACCACCACCCCUCAGGGAAGCCCUCUCUCUCUCCACCCCACCGUGUCCCACCUCCACCCCUAUACAGUAUGACCACCAAACACGCCCACUGCCAGCCCCCCGUCCGUGGCCCAGCCGUGGACCUCCAUCCCAGACUUGACUGACAGGAGUCUUGAGUGGGAAGCUGUCCUUCAUCUCUUAUCCCCAAAUUCUGGGUGGAACAGCACCUUUCAGCUGACAAACACAAGGGACCUGUCUGUGCACUCAUAUCAGGGGGUCCUUUCGAUUUGACUAUUGACUUUUGGCCACUGAUGGGGUAGAUGUAGCCAUGGCUAUGAUUAAACUUGUCGUUCCAGUGCAGUUCCUAUCAUCCAAUCACGGCAGGAUGCAUUAAGCGAUAGGCCUGGGUGCACAAAAAUUGGAUUUUGCCCACAUUGCUAUCCAAUCCUCCAACCAAGAUUUGGAAGUGGCCAAGCUUGCAUUGGAAUACUAUACUAUCUGGAUGAAUUCCAGGCGCACGGUGAAUAAAUGUGGAGGUGGAGAAGAGCGGCGUGGUCUUUGCAGGAAAGAAGUGGGAACGGUGUGGGCUCAGAUGUGAAGCAACACAGCCAUACAGGAAAUGUCAUAUUAUGUGUUUUUUAGACUUAGUGUAGAUUCACAGAAGAGAUUCAAUUUGUUGUUUUUUUUAAAGGAGCUCAAAUACCAGAUUUUAAUGACAAGUGUAACCAUAGCCUGUUCCUGUGGGGGUGUCCUGGGUGGGUUUGGUGAGGUGUAUAUUUUCAGGUGGGAUGUGUUUCGUCUCAUACAUGUUUCUAAACAAAGCAUUUAUCACGGCCUGGCCAGCUCAGGCGUCUCCAGCACUGUCUAAUAUCAAAUGGGCUGGGUGACUUUUGGAACCAUGACUUUCUCGUGUAUGAAUGUACCACUGGUCACCCACCUCGUUGUCUUUCUGUAUUAUUACGACUGUGGUCACUUACGGUACCUUCUCUCGGACUGGCGGAGUGGGGGAGGCGGGGGUGCGGCGCGUGGGUGUGAAGUGGGAGGGGGGGGGGGCGAAGUAAGAAUGAUUGGAGGACGGGUGAGAAAAGGAGGCGACACUCAAGUUGCAUGACCACUGUGAAAUCUUCAAAUCUAUCUUGUUUGUAAUGAUGAUAUAUUUUUUCAUGGGGAAUCGACCCUGCUACCACUCUUUUGCUCUCCCUCAGACUUUUUCAGACAUCAAAAGGAAAAUUCAACCUUCUCCUUCCUGCCGCAGUUUCCCCUGUCUUGCUUUCCGUCGUUGAUGGAUUAGCUCGGGCCGGGAGAUAAAUGGACCCACGGGGUGAAUCUGACUGGAGAUCAGCCCCUCGGAGCCCAGACCAGAUCACAAUGGACAUAAACACUGACUGAAACUGGUCCUGGGUCUGGGGGUUAAGCCAAUAAGGGAACUGCAUAGACUGUGGCAAACGAGCUGAGAUGUGUGUGUGUGUCGUAGCGUCACAAAACAUACACACACACACACACACACACACACACACACACAAACACACACACACACACACACACACACACACACACACACACAGUCUUUGAUACUGAGGCUGAUGGUGGGAGCAUCCAUGGACAUGACUGUAAAGGGACUAGCACAAAGAGAGCGAGCAGCGGGGAGGAGGGCGAGCGAGUGAGCGUGUGUGCGUGCGCAUCAUGGGACUGAGACUUCUUUAAUGUUGGGAAGUGAACAUCAUGAGUAAGCACUGUGAAAACAUACAUGACCACACAUGUACAGCUGCAUAUACACACACAGACAUAUGUAGGAGCGCACAUGCCGACCUACAGUAGACAUGCAAAUACACACACACAGGGACACGCAAACAAGGGGAAGCACUAACUUCCCCGUUUCAUCUUAUUUUUGUAGCAUUUAAAAUCACUGUUAAUUACUCCUGUGUGGGAUGCAGUGAUGGGAUAUAGCCUGUGGAAGAUUUAUAAAAAAAUGUGUCUUCUCUUCUUCUAUUCCACUGAUGCUGUCCUUCUAUCGUUCUUCUUCUUCUACUUCUUCUUCUUCUUCUCUGGUUUGUGAUCCAUGGUUGGUAGCGGUAGGAUGCCUCCAGGCCUGAGCGUCAUGUAUGAGUUUGUCUCCUUUUCUGUUUGUGGUGUUUUUGUGAAAGCUGACCUCCGUCAUUAAAGUCAGUGAGUCAAACGUAAACACAGAAGUCAGAGCAAGGAGAGAAACACACAAAUAAAGAUUGUCUUUUUGUCUACUCAAAAAAAAAACAGUGAGUGGAAUUUGUUGUUUUUCCAUCUAAGGCGACUGAUUGUAGCCUCUUUGUGUAUUAAUUUCCACAAAGGUCAUUAGUUUGCAUAGUUUAUCUUCCACCAUCCGCCGUCAGAGCCUCAGGAUGGUGAGCGUUGAGCUCUGCCAGUCAAAGCAUGAAAUUAUUCAGAUGAAAUCACCCUCUCCUGUCUUCAACUGUUUUUCCCUCACUGAUAUGACAGUUAAUCUGAACUGCUGACAACACGGAGACUAAAUAACUUGAUGGCCUUCCUCGCAUAUUUACAGAAGGAAAGUGUGUGUACUGAAAUGAGAGGUGCUUUACCUAAGUACUGUCACAGUCUCUUGUUGUUUUUUUAUACUUUUCAGAAGCAUAUACUAUUUUUUAUUACUGUUUUAUUUCACCACUAUAUUUAAUUUGUACCUUACUUAAGCAGUUUUUGAAAAAACUUCUUCUAGGUACACAUUUCUUAUUUAAAAAUUUUAAAAAGUAGAAAUAUAUAUAUAUAUUAUUGCAGAAUGUAGUUUUGAUUUGCUGCUAAUAUUUCCUGUAUCUUUACAUUGUGAGUGAGCCCAUACUGACUCUGCUACUGCUCCACCACUGAUAUCCACCGCUUAGAGAGAUUAUUGACACAAAAGUCGGGUCUGAUCACUGGCACAGCUGAUAUGCCCAUCACAAACCUGGUGUCCUUGAACAAGACAUGCCUAAAAAGUUGAAUAUGAACCAUUUUGUCUCUGAGCCCAGUAGGUUUUUACCUCUUCAGACAUGAAUAGACAGAUAGACAAUAGACCCUUUUCCCCACUGGGGCUUGUAAGGGCCAGUGCUUGCUUAAAACAUUUAUCAUCUCUGUUUUAAAAUUGUUAUUUGAAACUACUGCCGUGUCCCUUUUGGCAGCGUGAUGCAAAAAAGCAUAUCAGAAACAUUGUUUUUAGAGAAAACCGAGGUGCAUGAAUAAUAGAUGAGCUUUGGUUUGCCGUGUUUGGCGCUCCUGUGCAAAGCAGUCUAAUGGCUAUCGACGUCUCCAGUUUCCAUCAAAUUGCUUCAUAUGAGAGCUCAAUUCAAAAGGAGGAAGAGUAGAUUCCAGGGAAAAGUAGACGAGGGAAUGAAAUUACCUCUGAAUAUUGAGAUGCACGCUUGGUCAGCCGAUUCUUUGCCCUAACAAGUAGCAGGUACCCGGGGAAUUAGCCCAACGUAAAACGAAGCCUGAUCAAGCAAGGCACCGAAUUCUUCCCAUGUCUCAAUCCUUGCGAGAGGAACGAUGGAUGUGCCACGCGACUGGAACGGAGCCAGACGUGAACAGAUGUGCUCCUUGAAACCAUGAGAAUCCGGCGAUCUGGGCUGUGUCACUGACACCGCGUGCACACACUGUACACACACAAUUAUAUCCACAUGCAUUCUCUUCCAAAUCUAAUUAAUCACUUGAUUAUUUCAGCUCUUUUCAUUGGAUGGCGUACACGUGGGACGGUAAUUGGCAGAGAAUAAAUUUGGCCUAAAUGAUGUUUAUUUUGGCAACAACCAAAAAGCCAGGCCAGGAAAUGCAGAUGGCGACCCCUCUCUGUUCUCUUCCUCUUUUCUUAAUCUUCAUCUGCUCUUCUGUUGCUAUCUCACUCUGAAAGACGCUUUAUUCAGCUAUGGGCUAAUCUAUUCUCCUCUCUCCCAGCUACUUUUGUCUCCUAGUAUUCAACUAACUGGCAUGAUUUAGGAAUUAUGGAAUUAGGGCAGCGCUCCCAUCUCUAUUAAUGAGGAACGGCAUGAUGAAAGAGCUUGAUCCUGAAUGUGCCAUCUGUAGUCACUACUACACAUUCAUCUAAUCUAUCUCUGUUUCUCUCGCUACUCGCUACCCCUCUUUUUUUCUUUCUUUCUCACACACGCUCUGUGAAGCAGACACACGCACACACAUUAUAGGCUACCUUAGUUGUAAUUAGAGAGGAAAUACUAAUUCUCUCCUCUUCAGGCGCUGUUGGAUGUGGCAUGAAAUGGCCCAGCAGGAAAGUUAACUGUGGACCAGGCAUCCACACACACACACACACACACACACACACACACACACACACACACACACACACACACACACACACACACACACACACACACACACACUCAACGGAGUCCAGAUGGAUUGUGUGUUAUUGCUGAAUAAUACAUGCUAUGUAGACUAUAAAAGAUACAUGAGCAAAGAGAGAUGGGCACCAUUCACACGCCGUGUAUAGUUUGGUGAGGGCACCUCUGCGUGCACAUUUGGAGGCGUUGGGAAAAGGUAUUUUUCUGUGGGUGACCCAGUAGGAAAAACAUUUAGCCGCAGUCAAAGAAGACAAAAACGCUUUCUUUUCAGAUGCUGCCAGUUGAUAUGUUCGCUGGCGCUCUGCCCGGUGUCUUUGCAGUCACCUUGAACAGGCUUUUGUGGUGUAAACCAUAAAACGUGGGGAAUUACACAGCAGAUUCAAUGCUAGAGGCUCAGAUUACAGAGCAUCUCUCAGAAAGGCUAUGAAAAAUAUCCAGCAGUCAGUCUUCAUGUAAAACACGAGGAAACGUGGAGGAGGGGGAGGAGGGGAGGAGGGGGAGGUCUGGGUGAAGGGUAAAUGCUGCACUCAUGUGGGGAGAAUAAGCAGCGCCUCUUUUUUUUCUAACUCUGGAGUCAUAUGACAGGACAUGCGCAACAUCAUGUGUUGCGUUCAUGUGCUCUUCCUGAACUCACUCCCCUUUGUACAACGCGCAAAAAAUGGAACUGCUAAACAAAAUAGGCUGCGCCGUGAAAAGUGAAGGUACGCCAUACUGCAUUUUUAGUGUUCUAGUACUCAAAGCCCAAUAUAAUCUGUUUUUAGAAAAAUAAAUAAAUGUCUUCCAACUUUA
Molecule: messenger RNA, 6691 nt
Organism: Betta splendens (Siamese fighting fish)
Lineage: Eukaryota; Metazoa; Chordata; Actinopteri; Anabantiformes; Osphronemidae
Gene: efna2a
Product: ephrin-A2a
Exons: 4
Coding region: 915-1541 (208 amino acids)
Biological process (GO): ephrin receptor signaling pathway; axon guidance; osteoclast differentiation
Cellular component (GO): plasma membrane
Molecular function (GO): ephrin receptor binding
Source: RefSeq, a predicted model, not a curated record